Molecule: messenger RNA, 1667 nt
Organism: Nilaparvata lugens (brown planthopper)
Lineage: Eukaryota; Metazoa; Arthropoda; Insecta; Hemiptera; Delphacidae
Exons: 4
Coding region: 370-798 (142 amino acids)
Biological process (GO): regulation of synaptic transmission, cholinergic; positive regulation of voltage-gated potassium channel activity; sleep
Source: RefSeq, a predicted model, not a curated record
GAGCGUUUAGAGCUGAGUGAUUGCUUGUUCGCUACAGUUCUUACGUAAUGAGAUAGCGCCGGAGAAUUCGACUGAAGUCUAUCGCUAAUUAUUUGGGCAGAGGUGCGAGCUUCAUGCUUUCUGUUUACCGGCUGUUAUCAACCGACAGGAGGCAAGGACGCCCUUCUGCGGCGAUCGGUGAUUCACGCGCGCCGCUGUCAGUGCGAAAGUCCAACUUGACAGGUUCAAGUGCAACUUCGGCAAUAAUCGUUCGAAUAACACACCUUGUGCUUCAGUGUUUUUAUAAUUCAUAUUAGCUAGUGCUCAAUAGUGGUUGCGUUUGCUGUUAACAGGAUCAACGCUAUAGAAGGCUCAUUAUUCGAUAUUUAUAUGGAAGGUGUCUUCAAAUAUCUGGCUGCAAUAAGCCUCACCAUUAGCAUGUUUUUUAUUCAAGGAUCUGAUAGCAUAAAAUGUUAUCAGUGUAACUCACUCACCGAUUCCUACUGUGACACUUUUGCUAAUACAACUGCAGCCCACAUCUACCUGAAGCCAUGUGAAAAUGUUCACAAUAAUAGCGCUUUCUGUCGAAAAAUUGUUCAACACGUGAAAUACAUGAUUGGAUCAACGCGGAUAAUCAGAAGAUGCGGAUGGGAGACGGAUAUCCACAACCUGACUUGCAAGUCGUUCGAGGACGAUGACCACAGGGAGAUUGUGUGUCAGUGCUUUGACGAUGGCUGCAACUCCGCCAAUCGAUUCUCCUCUCCUUUUCUAAUGCAGCUCGCUCCACUCGCAUCUUUUGUCUAUUAUAUCAUGUCAUAACAAUCACCAUGAACAGCAUAGACUAAGCAGUGUAAUUGGUAGGAGUCCAAUGGAUUGUAGGGUUCCUAUAUCUUGAAGAAUUGGAUCAAUGGCAUAAGUAAUGAAAAUAUAUAGCAUAAUGCAGUUGUUGACUUCUCUAGUGUGGUCCACGUUAUAAUGUCAGUAUUUGAUUAGCGUUGGUGUUGCUAUCCUUGUCUAUCAUUGGACAAAGCAAUUUGCGCUAUCCUUUUCUAGCUCCACAAUGUUUAUGAAAAUUUAAUUUUAAAUAAUUGGAGAAUAUAUUUUUUUGACGAAUAAAAUAUAUUUGACAAUAAUUAUUGUAAACAAGAAUGGUCAGUCAAUAUUUUAUCAUAAAUACCGGUAUCAGCUAACUUAUCCUCUAUAGAAAGCAUUGGCAAGGCAGAGAAUCGGCAACGCUUUCCUCCUAUCUUCCUAUACUGUCAUUAUAACGUGAACCUCACUAUAAAUCUAGCCUAUAGGAUAUUGAAGUUGAAAAAGGCUUCUGGAUUCCAAGUUUUUAAAAGUCGUUCAACCCUCAUUUUAGUAAAAGACUUGAAUUUACUAUAUAAAGUAAAUUUCAAAACUGUUUACAAAACUCGUACCUAGACUUUUUAAUUGUUGGAAAUGUGUUCUUAUAAGUUUUAAUAAUCAUCUAAACAUUUUAAACAUUGGAGUAUUGAUUAUGGAUGAAGAAAUGAAGUAUAACAUAGAAUAGAGUAAUAGUAGAACUAUGGUAUCUGGAUGUAUUGUAGAAUGAGUGAAUGACGUUGUGAAUUUGUAAAUUAAUAAUUAUUGCUACAAUCGAGUUAACGUAGACCUUACAAAUUAAAAUCUCUGUCAAUAUUUUUAAUAAAAACUUUUAACUUCAA